AUGAAGAAAUCAUUAAUCCCCCAACAUCCUUCCAGAAGGAUACCUGUACCUACCAGACAUCCUGAAUUCCAGUACGAGGAUCUCCCACCACUCAACCAAAACAGGCCGUUUAUCCAAGACCUUGAAGAGAUCCAUGUUGGUCAGUACCGUUCCCCCCUAGCAAGACCAGUACUUGAGGUGGCUGACCCACCUCUCCUUAAGGACGCCGCUCGUGUUCAACAGAUCCCAAACGAGCAACUGGUCCCUCCAGUUCAACAAGUGCCGCCCCCAGUUCAACAAGACCAAGUCCAGCCAGCCCAGCCAGUCCAGCCAACGCCUCAGCAGAUCCAACAAGUUCAGCCAGUUCAACCAGUCCAAGUAGUAGUCCAGCCAAACGCGCAGCCACAUCAACCUGCAAAUCCAGCCGCGCAACAAGUACAACAACCAGUUGUAAACCCAGUUGAAGCCGCCAACCCCUUGGCCGCACUAAUUCAACAACAGCCUAAUGUCCCUGCACAACCAAUUAGGCGACUCGAAGAUGACGAUUCAGAUAAUGAAGAAGAAGGACAUGUCGCUGCAGACCUUCCUAUUUCCGAACCAUUUGAUGAAUUCUUUGAGCAACUCCCCUAUCCUGAAACCUUUUACUCAGAGGAUGGACUCUUGAAUUGCCCUAAGCUGGAGAAGCUGGCAGGUGUUAACAUUAGCGAGGGAGUUAAGAAGGAGGACAAGACAUUGCGUCUUCUCCAACUUAGAGCUGCCGAUGCACUUCGUCCUUUAUUUGGCUUUGUGCAAAGGUUUUUAGAGGCGGGUAUCCCUCUUGAGUCGCUCAGAGAGAUCCAGGCUACUAUUCGUCUAAUAGGACACCUUUCGGCCACCAUCCAUCAGAUUCGUCUGAGCAAGGUAGCAGCGAAUAUCAAUCCUUCCUUGACUGACAUGUUCCCUGUCAACAAGAAGGAAGGUGUCUCCCUCAUUAACGAGUCAGUAGUUGACAUUCUCAAAGAAAGACUCAAAGUCACCCAACAAAUGGAAAGCCUUGCAAAGAUACACCGUUCAAACAAGAAGCAAUCCAACACUGCGUGA
Messenger RNA from Acytostelium subglobosum LB1, 1059 nucleotides. RefSeq lists its product as hypothetical. NCBI's taxonomy places the organism in Eukaryota, Evosea, Eumycetozoa, Acytosteliales, Acytosteliaceae. The transcript is spliced from 2 exons. Bases 1 to 1059 code for a protein of 352 amino acids. The record is from RefSeq and is a predicted model, not a curated record.